GGGUCCAGAUUUAUUCCCUGACUCUCCCCUCACAGCCUCACCCCUCUCUCUUCUUCUCAGACUUUCAAAAUACGUUAGACGAUCCGGAUUGCGGACUGACACCCAAAAAGUUCUCGAAUCCGAUACCCACGAGAGAGGGGAGGUCACAAUCACGUAAAAGCCAGGUCACCGAAUCGACAAAUCAGUAUUUAUUUUAGUCGAUUUUCGCGACGACGAAUACAUUAAUGCUACGAAUAUACCUCAGCACCUGUCGCAACUGCCACCCUCUCCUUUGCCUUCUCUCACCUCCCAGAUCUCUCUCUCUCCCCUGUUUUUGUAUAACUCUGCCUCCGCUGGCGCUUCCUCGGAACAACGCCAAAUACCCUGGACCAGUCCGGUGUUAGAUUUGCGUAAACCGAAUGGCGUCCACAGUUGAAUCGCCCGCGGACAGCCUCUCGAAGCUUGAUAUCAACGGCGACUGGGCCGCCUCCGCUCCAAAUCUCCGCAAUAAUCUCUCCCUCCUCUCUCCCGACCAGAUUGAGUUGGGGAAGAUGUUGUUGGAGAUGGGACAGAGUCAUUUGUUCGAGCAUUGGCCUGAGUCCGGUGUUGAUGAUGAACAGAAGCGUGCUUUCUUCGAUCAGGUGGCUAGACUCAAUUCAAGCUAUCCAGGGGGGUUGGCUUCCUAUAUCAACACUGCUAGAGAACUCUUAGCAGAUUCCAAAGCUGGGAAGAAUCCGUUUGAUGGCUUUACACCCUCUGUCCCAUCAGGAGAGUCUCUGACUUUUGGUGACGAUAACUUUGUUCAAUUUGAGGAGACUGGUGUCAGGGAAAUGCAGAAUGCUGCAUUUGUUCUUGUUGCAGGGGGGCUUGGUGAACGUCUUGGUUACAAUGGAAUCAAGGUGGCUCUUCCUCGAGAGUCUUCCAGUGGAACAUGUUACUUACAGCAUUACAUUGAGUCAAUUCUAGCUUUACAAGAUGCUAGCAGUAGACUAGUGGAAGGUGGAUCCCCAAAACAGAUUCCUUUCGUUAUAAUGACAUCUGAUGACACACAUGCACGCACAUUAGAGCUAUUGGAAUCAAAUUCUUACUUUGGAGUGAAUCCUACACAAGUAAAACUUCUAAAGCAGGAAAAAGUUGCUUGCUUGGAUGGUAAUGAUGCAAGACUUGCUGUGGACCCACAUAAUAAAUAUGUAAUUCAGACAAAACCUCAUGGUCAUGGUGAUGUUCAUUCACUCCUUUAUUCUAGUGGCCUUCUAAAUCUAUGGCGUCAAGCUGGUUUGAGAUGGGUUCUGUUUUUCCAAGAUACAAAUGGUCUUCUAUUCAAGGCAAUUCCGGCUGCCUUGGGCGUAAGCGCCACCAAACAAUACCAUGUUAAUUCUCUUGCUGUGCCCCGCAAAGCUAAGGAAGCUAUUGGAGGAAUUGCCAAACUUACUCACACCGAUGGUAGGACAAUGGUGAUUAAUGUGGAAUACAAUCAGCUUGAUCCUUUGCUUAGAGCAACUGGAUAUCCUGAUGGUGAUGUCAACUGCGAGACAGGCUAUUCUCCUUUUCCAGGCAACAUUAACCAAUUGAUACUUGAACUUGGCCCCUACAUUGAGGAGCUUACAAAAACUGGGGGUGCUAUACAGGAGUUUGUUAACCCCAAAUACAAAGAUGCUUCCAAAACAUCAUUUAAGUCCUCUACACGAUUAGAAUGUAUGAUGCAAGACUACCCUAAAACAUUGCCUCCAACAGCAAGGGUUGGAUUUACAGUGAUGGAUAUUUGGCUUGCGUAUGCACCCGUGAAGAACAAUCCUGAGGAUGCUGCUAAGGUGCCAAAGGGUAAUCCGUAUCACAGCGCUACCUCUGGAGAAAUGGCGGUCUAUAGGGCAAACAGCCUCAUCCUUAAAAAGGCUGGUGUUAAGGUAGAUGAUCCAGUCCUUCAGGUGUUCAAUGGACAAGAGGUGGAAGUGUGGCCCCGUGUCACCUGGAAGCCCAAAUGGGCGCUGACUUUCGCGGAUGUUACAAGCAAAGUCAGUGGAAGCUGUUCCAUUUCUCAGAAAUCUACUUUGGUUAUCAAUGGCAGUAACAUCUUUCUUGAGGAUCUCUCCUUGGAUGGGGCUCUUGUCAUCAACUCCUUCAAAGAUGCUGAGGUAAAAGUGGGAGGUUCGGUGCAAAACAAAGGGUGGAUCCUUGAAAAUGUUGAUUACAAAGACACUUUAGCGCCCGAGGAAGUAAGGAUCAGGGGUUUCAGAAUAAACAAGGUUGAGCAGUUGGAAAAGACAUACAAUGAGCCUGGGAAAUUUUGCUUGAAGGCUUGAAGGAGAUGACAUGUUAUUCAUUCUUCGAUAUUUACUUCCGGAAAGUGUUAUUUGGUGCUAAUGAGUUGCUUCUGUCACUCUUAGUCGCAUUCCAUCAAUGUAAUUAGUGUAGCAGUCGGAAAAUAAGACUUCCAUUCUCUCUUUGUAUUUUCUUUCAUAAAAGUGGUUGCGAAAAUUUCAUCUGUGAAGAUGAGGUCACUAUCCCACUCGGCUUUGGUUUAAGAUUCACGAAGAAAUCACACUUGAUUUUGCAAAAAUGAAAUCUGGUUUGGCAAA
Molecule: messenger RNA, 2555 nt
Organism: Rhododendron vialii
Lineage: Eukaryota; Viridiplantae; Streptophyta; Magnoliopsida; Ericales; Ericaceae
Product: UDP-sugar pyrophosphorylase
Exons: 17
Coding region: 399-2279 (626 amino acids)
Biological process (GO): UDP-N-acetylglucosamine biosynthetic process
Molecular function (GO): UDP-N-acetylglucosamine diphosphorylase activity
Source: RefSeq, a predicted model, not a curated record